Messenger RNA from Pipra filicauda (Wire-tailed manakin), 1976 nucleotides. RefSeq names its product cholinergic receptor nicotinic beta 2 subunit (gene CHRNB2). Gene Ontology annotation, molecular function: acetylcholine-gated monoatomic cation-selective channel activity; transmembrane signaling receptor activity. Gene Ontology annotation, cellular component: synapse; neuron projection; postsynaptic membrane. The record is from RefSeq and is a predicted model, not a curated record. The coding region runs from base 415 to 1890 and encodes 491 amino acids. Gene Ontology annotation, biological process: regulation of membrane potential; nervous system process; signal transduction. The transcript has 6 exons. NCBI's taxonomy places the organism in Eukaryota, Metazoa, Chordata, Aves, Passeriformes, Pipridae.
CAUAGGGAGGCAGCGGGCACAGGGGGUCUCUGAAGCCCGGAGGAGUCCUGGUGCCUGGGCCCCCCCUCCCGGUGCACGGUGGAUCCCAGGGGGACUCCGGUCUCGAGAUCCGCCCGCGGGUUCUCCCCCUGCUCCCCCCGCGCUCGGUUCCCCGCCCGCUGCCAGGACCCCGCUGGAGCAGCCCGGACCCUCCGCCGCGUCCCGGGGGCGGAGGGGGGGCGGCCCCGGGGCCGGUGACGGCGGCGGUGACGGCGGCGGAGCAGGGAGCGCGGGGCGGCCCCGGCGCAGCGCCCGGCACCGCCUCCCGCCCGGGGCCGCCCCGCCCGGGCCGCCGCCGGCUCCAGCACCGCGGACAGCGCCCGGUCAGCACCGCGGACAGCGCCAGGCACCGGCGGCGGCAUCGGGGCCGCCCCCAUGGCGCUGCUCCGCGUCCUCUGCCUGCUCGCCGCGCUCAGACGGAGCCUGGGCACAGACACGGAGGAGCGGCUGGUGGAGUAUCUGCUGGACCCCGCGCGGUACAACAAAUUGAUCCGGCCGGCAACCAACGGCUCCGAGCUGGUGACCGUGCAGCUCAUGGUGUCGCUGGCGCAGCUCAUCAGCGUGCACGAGCGGGAGCAGAUUAUGACCACGAACGUCUGGCUGACCCAGGAGUGGGAGGACUAUCGCCUCACCUGGAAGCCGGAGGACUUUGACAACAUGAAGAAGGUCCGCCUGCCCUCCAAGCACAUCUGGCUGCCUGAUGUGGUGCUUUACAACAAUGCCGAUGGGAUGUAUGAGGUGUCCUUCUACUCGAACGCUGUGAUCUCCUACGACGGCAGCAUCUUCUGGUUGCCGCCCGCCAUCUACAAGAGCGCCUGCAAGAUCGAGGUGAAGCAUUUCCCCUUCGACCAGCAGAACUGCACCAUGAAGUUCCGCUCCUGGACCUAUGACCGCACUGAGAUCGACCUGGUACUGAAGAGCGAGGUGGCCAGCCUGGAUGACUUCACGCCCAGUGGCGAGUGGGACAUUGUGGCGCUGCCAGGGCGGCGCAACGAGAACCCUGAAGACUCCACCUACGUGGACAUCACCUACGACUUCAUCAUCCGUCGCAAGCCGCUCUUCUACACGAUCAACCUCAUCAUCCCCUGUAUCCUCAUCACCUCCCUGGCCAUCCUUGUCUUUUACCUCCCGUCCGACUGUGGGGAGAAGAUGACACUCUGCAUCUCCGUCCUGCUUGCCCUCACUGUCUUCCUCCUGCUCAUCUCCAAGAUCGUGCCACCCACCUCGCUGGACGUGCCGCUGGUGGGCAAGUACCUCAUGUUCACCAUGGUGCUGGUGACCUUCUCCAUUGUCACCAGCGUCUGCGUCCUCAACGUGCACCACCGCUCACCCACCACGCACACCAUGCCACCCUGGGUCCGCACCCUCUUCCUCCACAAGCUCCCGGUGCUGCUCUUCAUGAAGCAGCCGCGGCAGAACUGCGCCCGCCAGCGCCUGCGCCAGCGCCGACACACCCAGGAGCGCGCAGCCACCACCACCCUCUUCCUCCAUGCUGGCACCCGCACCUGCGCCUGCUAUGCCAACUCUGGCACUGCCAAGGCCGAGGGGCUCAACGGCUACCGGGAGCGGCAGGGGCAGGCACCGGCCCCCACACCCAGCUGCAGCUGUGGGCUGGAGGAGGCGGUGGACGGCGUGCGCUUCAUUGCUGACCACAUGCGCAGUGAGGACGAUGACCAGAGCGUGAGCGAGGACUGGAAGUACGUGGCCAUGGUCAUCGACCGCCUCUUCUUGUGGAUCUUCGUCUUCGUCUGUGUCUUUGGCACCGUUGGCAUGUUCCUCCAGCCCCUCUUCCAGAACUACGCCACCAACUCCCUGCUGCAGCUUGGCCAGGGCACCCCCACCUCCAAAUAGCACGGGGAACAGCCGGUCCCAGGGCCAGAGGGCCGGGUGCUGGGCUCAGGCAGCCCCUGCAAACCAAUAAAUACUCACAAAGGACA